GAUGGUGAUGGAAAGUCUGAAUCAGAUUCAAGUGAAAAGGUCCUUAGAGCCAAGAUGUUGAUGAUGACAAAGAGACUGGAGGAACAUGAGAAGACUAUCGCUGAGAAGGAGGAGAUCAUAACAUUUCGAGAUCAACAGCUGGAGUCGAAGGUCCACUUCAUACACGAACGGGAGCAGAUGUUACAGAGUCUGACAGAACAACUGGAGGAAAGCUCCAAGUUGGCUGGCCAGGCAACAACUUCGGAAGAUGGGUCUAGCUCGGAGUCCCAGCAGAUGUACGCUCAGAUUGUUUACAAGGACAGGAAAAUCCUUGACCUCAACAACAAGAUUUUGGAGCAAGAACAGAAGACGAUGGAUAUCCAGGAAUUUGUGUCGGAAAAGGAUGAGGUCAUCCGGGGCAGGGAUAAGGUUAUCAAGAUCCUUCAGACCACUAUUGAAGAAACAGAGCAACGUGCCACAGGGCAGGCUCUGCUGAUCGCUAAACUGUCUGCUAAAGUUGAGGACAGUGAGGAGACCCUUUCCCAUUACAAGGAGCAGGUCAGCAAAGCCGAUCACAACUUAAAGCAGGAGUCGGACAAGUUCAAUCUUCGUUUGCAGGAGUCGCACAAAUAUUUUGAGGAAACUGUCCAAGAGAGGGAAGCAGAGAUAAAGAAAUUAAGAACAGAAGCAUCGAAGAAGGACGAGGACAUUCUCAUCAGGGAAAAUGAUCUCAGGGAAUUGAUAUCGAGACAUGAGAAAGAUGUUCAACGAAUUAUGGCUAGGGAUGAGGUGAACAUUCAUGACCAUGUGCUUCAAAUGCUGGAACAGAAGUUAAAAGAUACGAACUCGGUCCUUGAUGGAAAAAUCAAGGUCAUAGAAACACUGCAGCAAGAAAUUAGUGAAAAGGACAAACAUAUCGCUGAGAGUUAUGAUAUCCAGAAAAGUUUCAAGGAAAAAUUACAAGUGACUUCAGAACAAUUAAUGUUAGCGCAAGCGGAAAACUUGGAUAUGGAGGUUCAGUGGCGGGACGAAAAGAGGAAAAUGGAUGAAAAAUUCAGGGACUUACUGGAGAAACAAGAGAUGGAGAAGACAGAAAAGGAAAUGAAUAUACAGACAGUACAAAGUCAUUUGUCUCAGUAUCAGAACGCCUACGCACAGGCAGUGUCUCAAUACAAUGCACUUCAGAACCGCUACCAGCAUUCCGUAAGGCCAGGUGGCGCUGUAUCACAGUCUGCCAUGCCACCUAUGGAACCACUUGUGGAUCCUGCCGCAGAAUCAAAUGCAGCACUUGUGAAGGAACUGAGACAGAGUUUGUCGGAGAAGGAAAAAGAAUUAUCCCACUUGGCCUUAUCACAGUCUCUGCUUGAAGAGACAAAAGGUCUGUUAGCAGAGAGAGAGAAGGAACUAGCUGAAAAGGAGGCAGAGCUGAAGGAGACCAGGAAGUCAGCAGAGGGCGCUGGAGCUAAGACGGACGCCAAGGGUCUCAAGGAUAAGGCCAAGCUAACUGCAAAGGUGAAGGCUCUAGAAAAGGAGAUAGCACAGCUCAAAAAGGGUGGUAAUGUGUCCCCAGAGUUGGAUGCCCUGAAGAAGAAGAUAGCAGAACUUGAGGAUGAAAAAGUGACUGUGGAGAAAGAGCUACAGGAGACCAGGGCUGCGAUGGAAGGCCUGAAGACUGAGAUGUCGGAACUUUCUGUCCAAUUGUCUACCGUGACGGAGGAGAAGGACAGCAUCAACCUGGUGAACCGAGAUCUCCAGGCAACAUCCCAACAG
This is a messenger RNA of Mizuhopecten yessoensis (Yesso scallop), 1749 nucleotides long. RefSeq names its product adventurous-gliding motility protein Z-like. Gene Ontology annotation, cellular component: Golgi apparatus. NCBI's taxonomy places the organism in Eukaryota, Metazoa, Mollusca, Bivalvia, Pectinida, Pectinidae. The record is from RefSeq and is a predicted model, not a curated record. The annotation marks the transcript as partial. The transcript has 5 exons.